AUGCAAUUCCGCCGUCUUGCUGUGCUCGCACUUGUUAGCGAGGUGGCGGCGAUCGACUACCCUGGCGGCUGGUUACCAGACAGCCAGCAAUGCGUGGAUAUAUGUGCACGCGCGUCGCCGAUCCCGGUCUGCCCGACGCAUGACCCGUCGUGCCUCGCCAAGAAGCAACGCCCCGGAGACUACGACUUUCUUCUAUUGGAACAACUCUUCCUUCCGCAGUUUUGCCGUGAUCUGCUGGUAGGCGUGGACCUCACCAUAUCGCACCGAAAUGUGAACAAGUAUCCACAUGGCAUCAUGUGUGAGCCUUCCAAGGCUGUCAGCAAACUCUCCAUCCACGGCCUUUGGCCCAACUACUUCACCGGCUUCUCUGCUUGCUGCAACGUGAGCGACACCAUCCGCAAUCAGCCGUUCGACGCGCUUGGCUUUGCUUCAGAGUCGCCGGAGCUGCUGAGACAGAUGGACGAGCUUUGGGUAGACCCCACGCAGCCAUCGAGCUUUCAUACCCUGUGCGAGCUAUACAAUCACGAGUUCCAGAAGCAUGGACUGUGCUACGCUGCCAAUGGUGGGACAAACUUUGACGCCAGUGCACGAGAAUACUUUAGGGCAGCAAUGCGCGCUGCUGCUGUCAAUAAGGAGGCCACUGACACGAUAAACAAAUGGGCCAUGGCGAGUGAUCCGAAGACGACAUUGGCUGCUAUAACGGCGCUUUAUAAGACACGGGUGCAGGUUCUGUGCUCGGCAAUAGCACCACUCGAUGGCAGCAAUGGAGGCGGGGGUGGUAAUUCUCUAGCCGCCAUCCACGUGUGUUUCAGCAAACCAAACAAUACUUCGGCCUCUCUGACCCCAAUUGACUGCAAGGAUGCGUCUUCGACCGCUGUCUUUAUUCCUUGCAACCCUGGAAUUCCCAUCACGCUAUCGAAGUAUUCUCCACCUUCGACAGUGCUGCCGGCUGCUGUGUACGCACUGUAG
Messenger RNA from Phytophthora infestans T30-4, 969 nucleotides. RefSeq lists its product as uncharacterized. NCBI's taxonomy places the organism in Eukaryota, Oomycota, Peronosporomycetes, Peronosporales, Peronosporaceae. The transcript has a single exon. Gene Ontology annotation, molecular function: RNA binding; ribonuclease T2 activity. The record is from RefSeq and is a predicted model, not a curated record. Gene Ontology annotation, biological process: RNA catabolic process. Bases 1 to 969 code for a protein of 322 amino acids. Gene Ontology annotation, cellular component: extracellular region.